Astyanax mexicanus (Mexican tetra) is the source of this 2992-nucleotide messenger RNA. RefSeq names its product extracellular calcium-sensing receptor. Gene Ontology annotation, cellular component: membrane. The coding region runs from base 145 to 2721 and encodes 858 amino acids. Gene Ontology annotation, biological process: G protein-coupled receptor signaling pathway. NCBI's taxonomy places the organism in Eukaryota, Metazoa, Chordata, Actinopteri, Characiformes, Acestrorhamphidae. The transcript has 6 exons. The record is from RefSeq and is a predicted model, not a curated record. Gene Ontology annotation, molecular function: G protein-coupled receptor activity.
AGGAAAAAGUGGCUGGAGGAGGAUAUAAUAAUCCCUUGCAUCAUAUUUUAUGAUCACAUGACCUCAUACAAAUGAUCACAUGAUCUCAUACUAGAAGUGUGUGGUAUCAGUCCCUAUAUUAGAGCUUUCAGUAGCAGCCGGGUAAUGGAGUUGUGCCCCAGAGUCUGUGUGAUGUUUCUGUAUGUAUUCCUGCUGCUCAGUGUCUUUAAAGCAAAGGGAGAAAAGGCUAAAUGUCAAAUCAUCGGGAGCCCAGAGCCCCCAAUGCUCUCCAAGGACGGAGAUGUUAUAAUUGGAGGAGCUUUUUCAAUUCACAGCAAAAUUACAUUACAGAAACUGUCUUUUACUGAAAAACCACAACGUCUUGCCUGCACCAGUUUAAACUUAAGAGAAUUUCGGUUUGUUCAGACCUUUAUCUUUGCUGUUGAAGAAAUAAACAACAGUACCCUUCUUCCUAAUAUUUCAAUUGGAUACAGAAUAUUUGAUAGCUGUGGUUCAACACUAGCCUCUAUGAGAUCAGCCAUGGCUUUGAUAAACGGUCAGGAACUUACAGCACAAGAAACCUGCUCUGGGCACUCAGAAGUGCAAGCUAUCAUAGGAGAAUCGGAAUCGUCCUCAACCAUCGUGAUGUCUAGAGCAACCGGGCCAUUUAAGAUUCCAGUGAUCAGUCACUUUGCUACCUGUGCUUGUCUGAGCAACAGAAAAGAGUAUCCCUCCUUCUUCAGAACCAUUCCCAGUGAUUACUAUCAGAGCAGAGCACUGGCUCAGCUGGUCAAGUACUUUGGCUGGACCUGGGUAGGAGCAGUCAGGAGCGAUAACGACUAUGGCAACAAUGGCAUGGCCACAUUUGUGGAGGCAGCAAGAAAAGAGGGAGUAUGCAUUGAAUAUUCUGAGGCUAUUCUAAGAACAAAUUCCAAAGAAAGCAUUGCUAAAGUUGUGGAAGUGAUCAGAAAAGGCACUGCUAAGGUUCUAGUAGCCUUUCUGGCCCAGAGUGAAAUGGACGUGCUGUUAGAAGAGGCUCUAGCUCAGAAUGUGACAGGGCUCCAGUGGAUAGGCAGCGAGUCCUGGAUUACUGCCAGGUAUCUGGCAACUGAAAGGAUUUCGCACGUUAUCAGCAGCGCAAUGGGAUUCACAAUCAAUAAGUCUAAAAUUCCAGGCCUGAAGGACUUCCUCGUCAAGGUCCAUCCAUCUCAAAGUCCCUCGAGUGCCCUUCUCACAGAAUUCUGGGAAACAACCUUUGGAUGUCAGUUUUCUCCCAAGAAUGAGAAUGAGAAGCUUUGCACUGGUGUGGAGAAUCUCAAUGAAAUAAAUAACACAUUCACAGAUGUGUCCGAGUUAAGGAUUUCUAACAAUGUGUAUAAAGCUGUUUAUGCUAUUGCUCAUGCUGUGCACAACACACUGAGUUGCAAAGCUGAUGAAAAUGAGAUUUGUGCCCAAAAGGAGGCACUUCUUUCAAGUCAGGUCCUGCACUCUUUACAGACUGUGAACUUCACAAUGCCUACAGGUGAGGAAGUGUAUUUUAGUGCAAAUGGAGACCCUAUCGCAAAGUAUGAGCUUGUGAAUUGGCAGAAAACUGCCCCUGGAGACAUAGCCUUUGUAACAGUGGGUCACUACGAUGCCUCUCUCCCAAGUGACGAGCAGUUUGUCAUGAAAUCUGUCAAUAUAGUUUGGGCUGGUAAUAGUAAUGUGAGGCCCAGAUCUGUGUGCAGUGAGAGCUGCCAGCCAGGCUUCAGACAGGCACAAAUUAAAGGGAGGCCGCCUUGCUGCUUUGCUUGUAUACAGUGCCCUGUGGGUGAAAUCAGCAAUCAGACUGACUCUGCUGAAUGCAUCAAAUGUAAUCUGGAGUUCUGGUCAAACGAAAACCACAGCCUCUGUAUUCCGAAGAAAGUUGAAUUCCUCUCAUUUGAAGAAAACAUGGGAAUUCUCUUGACAGUGUUUUCAUUAACGGGGGUUUCUUUAACAGUAGCUGUAGGACUGGUAUUUUUCUACUUCAUAGACACACCUUUUGUAAAGGCAAGCAACAUUGAGCUGAGCUUCCUGCUGCUCUUCUCACUAAAUCUGUGUUUCCUCUGUUCACUGACCUUCAUCGGUCGUCCCUCAAAGUGGUCCUGUAUGCUGCGUCACACAGCGUUUGGGAUCACCUUUGCACUUUGCAUGUCAUGUGUUCUGGCAAGAACGAUCGCGGUGGUGAUGGCGUUCAGAGCAACAGUGCCAGGAAACAGUCUUCCUCAGUGUUCAGUACCUGUACAGAGAGUGGGAGUUUUUAGCUGCACUCUUUUUCAAGUCAUCAUUUGUGCGUUGUGGUUAGCACUAGCACCACCAGUCCCUCGCAAAAACAUGGCUCACUACACUGAUAAGAUCAUUCUAGAGUGUGAUUUAGGAUCAACUAUAGGUUUCUGGGCUGUGCUGGGUUAUAUUGGACUUUUGGCUCUUUUGUGUUUUGUUUUGGCUUUUCUGGCUCGGAAACUUCCUGAUAACUUUAAUGAAGCCAAAUUCAUCACAUUCAGCAUGCUCAUAUUCUGUGCAGUCUGGAUCACCUUUAUCCCAGCUUAUGUCAGCUCUCCUGGAAAGCUUACAGUCGCUGUGGAAAUAUUUGCCAUUUUGGCCUCAAGCUUUGGUUUACUGAUCUGUAUCUUUGCUCCAAAAUGUUACAUUAUUAUACUUAAGCCGCAGCAGAAUACUAAAAAACAUCUAAUGGGAAAAGCACAUGCAAAAUCCCAAUGAUUUUAUUCUUUCAUUGUACAAAUAAAACAAGCUUAACACUAUGUUCAUUAUAUUUAAUUUGUAAAAAAUAAAAAGAUAAGAAAUCAAAUAAAUGUACUGCAUUUUUACUUUGUUUAUUUUACUGAACAUACAUGUGCAUGCCAAAAGUCAUGGGAUAGCAGUACAGACAUUGGUCAUGAAGUGUUACCUCAGAACAGCUUGGGAAUGCCCACACACAGUUAAAAGUUGUGAGUUGUUUUAUAAAACACUGCCCAGCAUGCUCAUGGCAAGG